CUCUCUUAUUCUCUAGCUCCCCCCUCUGAAUCCAACGCCCCAUUCGAGGACGCUAUAAAACCCUUGAUUCCUCCACCAAAGAGCCAGUAGACGUCGAACGUCAGUUGUUGGCUUUGGAGGAUCGCUCUCUCUCUCUCUCUCGAAACACACCAGCUCCCUCUCUAAGAUUUCCCCAAUUCUCGUUGGUUGUUUGCCUAUUUGCUAUUCAGCGUGAGAGUCGUAACGUCCAAGGAUCCACAAGUCGAUUUGCAGCCAGUGACACUCGGUGAUUCCAACGCAGCGCACGAAGAGAAAUCAACGUUCCAUUUCAACUUUUUCCCAUUUCAAGUCAGAGCAAACGCAUCCCCAUCGCAAACAAAAUGGACACCAAAGAAUUCCGUCAACGCGGCAGAGAGAUGAUCGACUACAUUGCCGAGUACAUGGAAUCGGUAGGCGAGCGACGCGUCACUCCCGACGUCGAGCCAGGAUACCUGCGUGACCUAAUCCCGUCGAAAGCUCCUUACGAAGGCGAAGGCUGGCCGGAGAUCAUGGCGGAUGUGGAAACCAAAAUUAUGCCCGGUGUGACCCACUGGCAGCACCCGCGGUUUCACGCUUAUUUCCCAUCGGGCAACUCAUUCCCGUCCAUUCUAGGCGACAUGCUUUCUGACGGUAUCGGAGCCAUUGGUUUCUCCUGGGCUGCUAGUCCAGCUUGCACCGAACUGGAGACGAUCGUCUUGGAUUGGCUCGGUCAAAUGAUUGGUCUCCCUUCUGACUUUUUAUCCUUCCCCGAGAACAGCAUAGGCGGUGGUGUCAUGCAGGCAUCAGCCAGCGAGUGCGUGUUGGUCUGCUUAUUGGCUGCCCGUGCUCAGAAGAUCAAGGAACUCAAAGCUCUCCAUCCGUUUGUUGAGGAUGGUGUUCUACUCUCCAAGUUGGUCGCCUACUGUUCCAAGGAGGCUCAUUCAUGCGUCGAAAAAGCAGCCAUGAUUGCUUUCACAAAGCUUCGUAUCCUCGACCCUGAUGCAGAUUUGUCCCUUCGCGGAGCCACUCUUGCACAGGCCAUUGAAGAAGACAAAGCGAUGGGCUUGGUACCUUUCUUCGUAUCAGCCACUUUGGGAACCACAUCGUGCGUUUCGUUUGAUAAUUUGGCCGAAAUCGGGCCAAUUGCAGAGGAAGCUGGAACAUGGCUCCAUGUCGACGGAGCAUACGCUGGCAAUGCCAUGAUCUGCCCAGAAUUCAAAUAUCUGAUGAAGGGCAUCGAACACGCCAUGUCGUUCAAUUGCAACCCGAACAAAUGGUUGCUCACGAACUUUGACUGUUCCACCAUGUGGGUUCGCGAUCGCUUCAAGCUGACUCAAGCCCUGGUCGUCGAUCCAUUGUAUUUGCAGCACAGCCACUCUGGCAAAUCCAUCGACUACAGACAUUGGGGAAUUCCUUUGAGCCGUCGUUUCCGUGCCCUCAAACUAUGGUUUGUUAUCCGCAACUACGGUGUGGCUGGUCUUCAGAACUACAUUCGUGAGCAUUGCCGCCUGGCCAAGUGUUUCGAAGCCCUUGUCAGAGAGGAUGAUCGUUUCGAAGUCUGCAACAUUGUCCGGAUGGGAUUAGUGUGCUUCCGUCUCAAGGGCAACGACAACAAUGAUCUUAAUAAGAAGCUUUUGUCCAACAUCAACGAGUCCGGCAAGCUGCACAUGGUACCGGCUGCCGUUCACGGCAAGUUUGUUAUCCGCUUCUGUGUUUGCGCCCAGGACGCCAAGGAUUCCGACAUUGAAUACGCGUGGGACGUCAUCACUGAAUAUGCUACCGAGUUGUUGGAAGCCGAGAUCGUCAAAGAGAAAUCAGGACUGCCAUUGGAUGUUCUGGAGCACAGCAACGAGGAGGUUGGUCAGGUCGCGCACAAGGUGGAGAUUUCGGAGCUGAUGGAUCUAAUGGAACGCGUUCACAUGCCUAUUCAAAAGCAAAACAGUAUUGCCAGUAUUGGAAGGCAAGGCAGUCUGGCUAGUGUUGGAAGGCAACAAAGCCUUGCCAUUAUCGGAAGGCAACAGAGUCUUGCAAGCAUUGGAAGGCAACAGAGCCUCGCCUAUAUCGGGGAGGUUGGCAACAACCUUUCGGAAGGUGGAGAGCAAGAGACGGCCAACAAGCCCAGGCAAAGACCAAGCCUUGCCAAGAGGCUCAGCAAGCGUCAGUUCAGUUUUACGGACACUAUAGAAUUUGUAGGGAUGGUCAACACCGCCCAAGAUGAGAGCAUGAAUCCUUGAAGAGAUUUAAAAAUACGAAUUCCUUUAGCAAUAUCUCAACCAUAUGCAGUUUAUACAGACAUUUUUAACAUUUAAGUUUUCGUGGGAAGUGGCAGGAGCAAAAAGAAACAUCUGGGUAAAUUAAACAGUGCAAGAAACUAACGAAAGAAACAAACUAAUAUUUAUCUCGACUGUGGAAUGGAUGCUGAAUUCAGUAAACAGUCGGUUUUAUUGAUUGGACUGACUAGGUGGUACGAAAACAGAUAUUUUAUGUAAGCCUAACUUCGCAAAAAAGGCAAUUUUGCAGUAUAUUUACUUUUAUACUGUAUAGAUAUAUUGCGUAGUUAAAUAUUUUAAACAAGGGGUGGGGGAUCGGGUUGCAUCAAGUAUUGUGAUUUUCCUUUCAUUUUAUUUCUUUUUCCUCUUUCAUUUAUCCCCCACCAAAACAUAUUAUUUCUCCAGUUUUCUUUCGAUUCGGCUUAUGUUUCCUUUGUUUUGUGUGUACAUUCAACCGUUUUGAUCAUUUCUUUUUUUCUCUUUUUUACUUCUUUCUUCGAGUUUUGAUUUUCUUUUUGUUUUGAUAUUAAUCUUGGUUUUAUUCCUUGCAACUUAAAUGAACAUUUUCCGAAAAAAAUUUCGUUUUUUAUUUUUAAUUUAUCCUCCUUCUCUCAGUUGUAGUUCAUUUGGAUGGAUGGAUUAAUUGAAGGAUAAACCUGGCUAAUACUAGCUAAUCAGCUGA
Daphnia magna is the source of this 2949-nucleotide messenger RNA. RefSeq names its product aromatic-L-amino-acid decarboxylase. Bases 360 to 2231 code for a protein of 623 amino acids. NCBI's taxonomy places the organism in Eukaryota, Metazoa, Arthropoda, Branchiopoda, Diplostraca, Daphniidae. The transcript is spliced from 11 exons. Gene Ontology annotation, molecular function: pyridoxal phosphate binding; carboxy-lyase activity. The record is from RefSeq and is a predicted model, not a curated record. Gene Ontology annotation, biological process: amino acid metabolic process.